GCCAACACCUCUCCAGCACAGCUUCUAGUUGAGCAGAACCAGGGUCUGCACCCUUUUGCAAAAGAGGAUUGAUUGAGUGGGAGGGUUGGAGGCUACGCAUCAGGCUGGUGUCCCAGAGGGGACAGGGAAAUGAGGCUACGCGGGGUGGGAGAGAAGAAAGGAGCGGAGCAGGGGUUAGAGAUGGAAGGGGAGGGGAGGGGUCGGUAGGGGAGUUUGGAGGAGAACUGGCUUAAGGCAGAAGUGGGAAGAACUGAGAAGAGGGGAGUCCAGGAAGCUGGACACCGAGCUGCUGGAUAAGUUGGAGCUGUUGAGAAGGGCAGGAAAGGUCUUGGGGGUCUGGGAAGGCAUCGAAAGGGAGAGGGGUCCUUGAUGGGAAGUAUGAAGUGGAGGUUGGGAGUCAAAAUGAGAUGUUCACAGGGAUGAGGAAAGAAGCAUAGCUGGCAGGAGGUCUGGGGUGAUAGUGUGAUGGGAGGGGUAGCCAUGAAUGGAGGUGAGGGAGGGAGAGUUGGCGGAUGCUAAGGAGACCUUUCUCAGGGUGGGGACCUAGCUUGAUCUGAGUCCAGAGCCUUCGGCAGGGAAGAAAAAUGUCAGAUGAAGAAGAUCUGGAAGACUUUGAGCCAGGCCUGGAUGAUCUGGAAAGAGAAGAUGACGAGAAGGAGACAGAGGAGUGGGAGGACUACAGGAAGGAGGGAGAAGACUCCGAGGAAUGGAUAUCCACCCCACUCACAGAGGACAUGAUGAAGGAAGGGCUUUCUUUGCUCUGCAAGACGGGUAAUGGACUGGCCCAUGCUUACAUCAAGCUGGAGGUUAAAUACAGGGAUCUGACAGACAUCUAUUUGCUGCAUUCCUACAUCCAUCUGCGCUAUGUGGAUGUUUCUGAAAACCACCUGACUGACUUGUCCCCACUCAAUUACCUCACCCACCUGCUCUGGCUCAAGGCUGAUGGCAACCGGCUUCGGAGUGCGCAGCUGAACGAACUGCCCUACUUGCAGAUCGCUAGCUUCGCCUAUAACCAGAUCACCGACACUGAAGGCAUCUCUCAUCCUCGUCUGGCCAGCCUGGAUCUCAAAGGGAAUCGCAUCCACAUGGUGACAGGUCUGGACCCCCAAAAGCUGAUCAGCCUGCACACACUGGAGCUUCGGAGGAACCAGCUGAACAGCACCCUGGGAAUCAACCUUCCUAAGCUGAAGAACCUCUUCCUGGUAGCUCACUGGCUCAGAGGGUGGCUGGCCCAGAACCUGUUGAAGAAAGUGGAAGGCUUGGAGAACCUAAGCAAUCUCACUACCUUGCAUCUUCGAGACAACCAGAUUGAAACUCUGAGUGGCUUCUCCAAGGAAAUGAAAUCACUGCAGUAUCUCAACCUAAGGGGCAACAUGGUGGCCGACCUGGGGGAGCUUGCCAAGCUGCGGGACCUGCCCAAGCUUCGAGCCUUGGUGCUGCUGGACAACCCCUGUACAGACGAGCACGACUACCGCCAGGAGGCCCUGGUGCAGAUGGCCCAUCUCGAGCGCCUGGACAAGGACUUCUACGAGGAGGAGGAGCGGGCUGAGGCCGAUGAGAUCCGGCAGAGGAUGAAGGAGGAGCAGGAGCAGGAGGCUGAGGCUGAGCCCGAGCCCGAAUCAGAACUGGACCAGUCAUCGGUCUAGCAGUUCCCCUAGCCUCCAAGGACAGUAAGGAAGCGGGGCAGGGAGGCAGGAAGAGGAGGCCAAGGGCCUGGCAGAUGGGGAAGGAGAGUUGCUGUAGGAGGAGGUGGGUGAAGAAGAGAACCCCUGGGGAGACCUGGGUUAGGAGUCAGGUGUGUCUCAGGCUGAGGAGAAAGAACCAGAAGGGCCUAGCAGGAGCUGAGAGAGGCUGAGGAGAUACAUCAGGAGGCCUGAGGAGUGAGCGAUGUGAAUGGGGUGGCAGGCAGAGAUGUGGGUGUGGGAUGGGCAGCCGGGUCUGAGGCAUGGUGGUGAGGGGGCAGGUUGGGGGCUGUGUAUGAGGACGGCAGCUGAGCCUAGGGAAGAAUGCAGGAGAGGAAGAUCCUACACUAAAGAGCCAAAGCUAAAAACAACAGGACUCAGGCUGAAGGAAGAAAGGAGGGCAGACUGAGGCAGAAAGAGACAGAGGCUAUGAACCCAGGGAAGGUGGCAGCUGGCAUUUCAGAUGGGGCAGGGGCAGCAGGGGGCCUGCAGUGGGGCCCAGAGGCUUGACUUCUGUCUCUUCCGCCAGGAGAUCUGGCCCCAAGCCUGAGAAGACUCCCAGUUGGGGGGGGGCCCACAUGCACACCCCCUCUUCCGGAGACAGAGGAUGCCUUCUCUUGCCCCAGGCCUGGCAAUUCAUCACAGCCAGCGGCCAAGGCUCUGUGACAGGCACCUGGGCAGCGGUGACUCGGCGGGGGGCAGCCCUCUGGUGGGAGCCAGGCCUGGAUGAGCUGAGGGGAUGCUUGAAGAAUGGGCGCAGAGGAGCU
Messenger RNA from Hippopotamus amphibius kiboko, 2449 nucleotides. It is a transcript of the gene LRRC23, whose product is annotated as leucine rich repeat containing 23. The record is from RefSeq and is a predicted model, not a curated record. NCBI's taxonomy places the organism in Eukaryota, Metazoa, Chordata, Mammalia, Artiodactyla, Hippopotamidae. Bases 585 to 1646 code for a protein of 353 amino acids. The transcript has 6 exons. Gene Ontology annotation, molecular function: protein binding.